AUGGUCAGCGGUGCUUUGCAGCUGGCCGGGCUGAUAGUUGGCGGCAUCGGUGCGGUAGGGACUUUCGCUGUCACGGGCAUGCCUCAGUGGAGGGUGUCUGCCUUCAUCGAGAACAACAUCGUCGUGUUUGAGAACAUCUGGGAGGGCCUGUGGAUGCACUGCGUCAGGCAGGCCAACAUCAGGAUGCAGUGCAAGGUCUACGACUCCCCACUGGCGCUCUCACCUGACCUGCAGGCCUCCCGGGGGCUGAUGUGUGCCGCUGCCAUGCUGUCCUUCCUCGCUUUUGCCCUUGCCGCUGCGGGGAUGAAGUGCACACAGUGCGCAUGGAACAGCAAGCAAGCCAAGGGCCACCUGCUGCUGGCAGCUGGGCUCCUUUUUGUCGUCUCGGGCGCCGUGGAGCUCAUCCCUGUGUGCUGGGUGGCCAACACCAUCAUCAGCGACUUUUACAACCCUGUGGUCAACGUGGCGCAGAAACGGGAGCUGGGGGAGGCCCUCUACCUGGGCUGGGGGGCCACUUUUUGCCUCAUUGCUGCCGGAGCCAUCUUCUGUUGCUUUUGCUGCUGCCGGCAGAAAACCAGGAGCUACAGAUACUCCGUGCCGCCCCACCACCCUACUUGUGACCAGCACUGCCACGGGAAGACUGAAAGCUCAUACUCCAAAAGUCAGUACGUCUAG
This is a messenger RNA of Struthio camelus australis, 675 nucleotides long. Its product is annotated as claudin-8-like. NCBI's taxonomy places the organism in Eukaryota, Metazoa, Chordata, Aves, Struthioniformes, Struthionidae. Gene Ontology annotation, biological process: bicellular tight junction assembly; cell adhesion. Gene Ontology annotation, cellular component: plasma membrane; bicellular tight junction. The record is from RefSeq and is a predicted model, not a curated record. Gene Ontology annotation, molecular function: structural molecule activity.